This is a messenger RNA of Sorex fumeus (smoky shrew), 5269 nucleotides long. It is a transcript of the gene GRM8, whose product is annotated as glutamate metabotropic receptor 8. Lineage: Eukaryota; Metazoa; Chordata; Mammalia; Eulipotyphla; Soricidae. The transcript is spliced from 11 exons. Gene Ontology annotation, biological process: G protein-coupled glutamate receptor signaling pathway; regulation of synaptic transmission, glutamatergic. Gene Ontology annotation, cellular component: membrane. The record is from RefSeq and is a predicted model, not a curated record. The coding region runs from base 648 to 3374 and encodes 908 amino acids. Gene Ontology annotation, molecular function: group III metabotropic glutamate receptor activity.
UUGGAGCUUGAUUGGGCGUCUGUUGAUUUUACGUGGCAAAGAAGAAGGCAGCCACCCCGCUUGUCUCUCCGUAAUUACAUCCCCGCGAAGAGAGAUUCAGAAAAGCGGGAGGCUGAGCUCGGAAACUCCAGGGCUUGAAGGUGUGAUCCCCCAAAAGUUUAGUCGGCGAAUGGGAGACGGAAGGGGGACGGGCAGGGGGCAGGCGCGCCCGGGGUGCUCGCAUGGGGCGCGCGGCGGUCGCAUCUUGAAAGCGCUGCUCGUCGGAUUGUCUGCCCCGGUGACCUCCCGGACCGGCCCCGGCGGAAUCCGGACUUGCCCCGCCGGGAUGACGAGGACUAAUCCUGCUGCGGGGCUGACUUCAAGGACGUGACUUGUUGGCCUCAUCCCAAUAUCAGAACCUCAGCUGUUAUUCUGUCUUUGGCACCCUUCUAGGAAACUUGACUUUAGAUGGCAACAAGAUGGAAUCUUAGAGGUCUGAUGGAAAUUCACUGUGAUAUUCACAUUAAGAGAGCUUGCUGAAACUCACCGAGCCUCUUCUCCAUGGGCCCUGAUGGUAGCCUCAAGACGGUGGAGCCUCAGGUGGUCUUUUUUCUUCCGUGGCAAGAAUAAGCAUUGGGUCUCGACCUGCCACCCCGCCCGUGGAGAAAAUGGUAUGCGAGGGAAAGCGAUCGGCCUCUUGCCCUUGUUUCUUCCUCCUGACUGCCAAGUUCUACUGGAUCCUCACCAUGAUGCAAAGAACUCACAGCCAGGAGUAUGCCCAUUCCAUCCGACUGGAUGGGGACAUCAUUCUGGGGGGUCUCUUUCCUGUCCAUGCCAAGGGAGAGCGAGGGGUGCCUUGUGGGGAACUGAAGAAGGAAAAGGGGAUCCACAGACUGGAGGCCAUGCUUUAUGCCAUCGACCAGAUUAAUAAGGACCCUGAUCUCCUCUCCAACAUCACUCUGGGUGUCCGGAUUCUUGACACGUGCUCCAGGGACACUUACGCUUUGGAGCAGUCGCUCACUUUCGUGCAGGCUUUAAUUGAGAAAGAUGCUUCUGACGUGAAGUGUGCGAAUGGAGAUCCACCCAUUUUCACCAAGCCCGACAAGAUUUCUGGCGUCAUAGGUGCUGCAGCCAGCUCCGUGUCCAUCAUGGUUGCUAACAUUUUAAGACUUUUCAAGAUACCUCAAAUCAGCUAUGCAUCCACAGCCCCAGAGCUUAGUGAUAACACCAGGUAUGACUUCUUCUCUCGGGUGGUUCCACCUGACUCCUACCAAGCUCAAGCCAUGGUGGACAUUGUGACCGAAUUGGGAUGGAAUUAUGUGUCAACACUGGCAUCCGAAGGCAACUACGGAGAGAGUGGUGUGGAGGCCUUCACUCAGAUCUCGAGGGAGAUUGGUGGCGUUUGCAUUGCUCAGUCUCAGAAAAUCCCACGUGAACCGAGACCUGGAGAAUUUGAAAAAAUUAUUAAACGCCUACUAGAAACACCUAAUGCUCGAGCAGUGAUUAUGUUUGCCAACGAAGAUGACAUCAGGAGGAUAUUGGAGGCAGCAAAAAAAUUAAACCAAAGUGGCCAUUUUCUCUGGAUUGGCUCUGAUAGUUGGGGAUCCAAAAUAGCACCUGUUUAUCAACAGGAGGAGAUUGCAGAAGGGGCUGUGACAAUUUUGCCCAAAAGAGCAUCAAUUGACGGGUUUGAUCGAUACUUUAGAAGCCGAACUCUUGCCAAUAAUCGAAGAAAUGUCUGGUUUGCAGAAUUUUGGGAAGAAAAUUUUGGAUGCAAGUUAGGAUCACAUGGAAAAAGAAAUAGUCACAUAAAGAAGUGUACAGGCUUGGAGCGAAUUGCUCGGGAUUCAUCUUAUGAACAGGAAGGAAAGGUCCAGUUUGUAAUAGAUGCAGUGUACUCCAUGGCUUAUGCUCUCCACAAUAUGCACAGAGAUCUUUGUCCUGGAUACAUUGGGCUUUGCCCACGAAUGAGUACCAUUGAUGGAAAAGAGCUACUUGGUUAUAUCCGAGCUGUAAAUUUUAAUGGCAGUGCUGGGACACCUGUGACUUUUAAUGAAAAUGGAGAUGCUCCUGGACGUUACGAUAUCUUCCAGUAUCAAAUAACCAACAAAAGUACAGAGUACAAAGUCAUCGGGCACUGGACCAACCAGCUGCAUCUAAAAGUGGAAGACAUGCAGUGGGCUAAUAGAGAACACACACACCCGGCAUCUGUCUGCAGCCUGCCUUGUAAACCUGGGGAGAGGAAGAAAACGGUGAAGGGAGUCCCUUGCUGCUGGCACUGUGAGCGCUGUGAAGGUUACAACUACCAGGUGGACGAGCUUUCCUGUGAGCUCUGCCCUUUGGAUCAGAGGCCAAACAUCAACCGCACCGGCUGCCAACUUAUCCCCAUCAUCAAACUGGAGUGGCACUCGCCCUGGGCUGUGGUGCCUGUGUUCAUUGCAAUAUUGGGAAUCAUAGCCACCACGUUUGUGAUCAUGACCUUUGUCCGCUACAAUGACACCCCCAUCGUGAGGGCAUCCGGACGUGAACUUAGUUACGUGCUCCUCACGGGGAUCUUUCUCUGUUACUCAAUCACCUUUUUAAUGAUCGCAGCACCGGAUACCAUCAUAUGCUCCUUCCGACGAAUCUUCCUGGGACUUGGCAUGUGUUUCAGCUACGCAGCCCUUCUCACCAAAACAAACCGAAUCCACCGAAUAUUUGAGCAGGGAAAGAAAUCGGUCACAGCCCCCAAGUUUAUUAGCCCGGCAUCCCAGCUGGUGAUAACCUUCAGCCUCAUUUCCGUCCAGCUCCUGGGUGUGUGUGUCUGGUUUGUGGUGGAUCCUCCCCACAUCAUCAUUGACUAUGGAGAGCAGCGUACCCUAGACCCAGAGAAAGCCAGGGGGGUGCUCAAGUGUGACAUUUCUGAUCUCUCCCUCAUCUGUUCACUGGGGUACAGUAUUCUCUUGAUGGUCACUUGUACUGUUUAUGCCAUUAAAACAAGAGGUGUCCCAGAGACUUUCAAUGAAGCCAAGCCUAUUGGAUUUACCAUGUACACCACCUGCAUCAUUUGGUUAGCUUUCAUUCCCAUCUUUUUUGGUACAGCCCAGUCUGCAGAAAAGAUGUACAUCCAGACCACAACGCUUACUGUCUCCAUGAGUUUAAGUGCUUCAGUAUCUCUCGGCAUGCUCUAUAUGCCCAAGGUUUAUAUUAUAAUUUUUCAUCCGGAGCAAAAUGUUCAAAAACGCAAGAGGAGUUUCAAGGCUGUGGUGACAGCAGCCACCAUGCAAAGUAAACUCAUCCAAAAGGGAAACGACAGACCAAAUGGCGAGGUGAAAAGUGAACUCUGUGAGAGUCUUGAAACCAACAGUAAGUCAUCAGUAGACUUUCCGAUGGUCAAGAGCGGGAGCACGUCAUAAUAGAUCCUCCUCUACCAAGACAACAUAUAUCAGCUACAGCAAUCAUUCAAUCUGAAACAGGGAAAUGAUACAAAAUGAAGAUAUCUGGUGUGUGAUCUUAAACAAUGAACACGACACCUUCAAAACUCACUCCUGAAAAGCUCGGUAGACUACAAUCAAUCAAAUCAAUAGUCAAACUUGUAAGGAACAAAAGUUAGCCAUGAGCCAAAAAUAUCAAUAACAGAGUGAAGAAAACCUUUUAUACACUACAACCAUUAAGUGUCAAGCUAAAGUAUUGCUUACUUAUGAGCAGUUUAAAAUAAAAAAAAAAACACAAAAGGAAAACUAAUGUUAGCUUGUAAAAAACAAAAUGCUGUUGAAAUAAAACCAUGUCUGAUGUUAUUCUUGUAAGUAUUUUUCUGUGAUUGUGAGAACUCCCAUUCCUGUCCCACAUUGUUCAACUUGUAUAAGACUAUGAGUCUCUUUCUUGUAAUGGCUGACCGGAUUGAAGCCCUGGGUUGUGCUAAAAAUAAAUGCAAUGGUUGACGCAUGCAAUUUUUUAUACAAAUAAUUUAUUUCUAAUAAUAAAGGAAUGUUUUGCAAAUGUUGAGAGUUGUUUCGUUCCAGUUUUCAAGCCAGGGAAAUCUUUCUAAUAGGCACUUCUGCUGUUUCUAGACUCCCACUGUAAAAGCACUAGUAUUCCAAGAAAUACAAUUUCCUCCAGGAAUGUGUUUUUGUACAUCAUGUGUUUAUGAAGAAGAUUGUCUUUUAUUCCUAUAUGAGAAGACAUUACUUGUGUAAGAUUUUGUGAAUUCAAAGUUGAUGCAGUAACUUUUCAUUGCAAUUGCUUCUUUUUUGAAGAAUCAAGCAAAUGGCUUGACAUAAAUUGCUGCAAGUAGUAUCAUAUUAACAUCUGACAAGUUACUGAAAUUCUGGUCACUGAAAGUCUUUAUUUUCUAAGUCAAAACUUUUGCAUCAUAAAACAGCCCAAGGUAUAUACUAAAUACCUUUUCUCACCUAGGCCUCAUUGCCACUGAAAUCAGUGAAGUAAUGGGCCUUACCCAGUAGUUCCUCAAAGAGGAGAUUAGCAUAUUUAUUCCCUCCAGCAUUACUAAAGAAAGCACAGUUCAGAUAACAUGUCAAUGCUUUCUUAUUUUCCAAGUGAAAACAUUCAUUGGUUCAUAGAACAGUAUCAUUAAAGUGAAAGAGAGAGGGGGGAAAAAAAAGGGAGCUUGUGUCAUGCUAAUAAACCACACUAGGCUGGAUAAAGGAGCCCAUUAAAGGCUUUCAAAUCCGUUACCAUUUUGUCAUGGGUUCCUCUGUUCUAAACAAUCCCAGACAUCUAUCAAGUCAAUGGGUCUCUACAACUAUUUUGUUAGUAAAUGUUCUCUCUGCUGAGUUAGCUCGGAUGGCUCAUUGCACUGCUUAUAGAUAUAAAGAGCUAUCUGGGCUCUGUAAUUUUCAUCCAAGUAUUGACAAGUCACUUUAUUUAGUAGAGAGAGUUGAAGUAGCAUAAUGUAGUCUCCUCCAACAUAUAAUUUCCUAGAUAUCUACAUUGGAAGGAAACUGCAUAUAAAAGAAAACAUGUAUUUAUCCUCCUUUUGUUGGGGUUCUCCUAAUAAUGUGAAUUAUUUGAGAUAAUAUUUCAAUGAAGGAAUAUGGACAUUGUUCUUAAGUUUUCAUAUAAUUUGAAUCACUGAUAUAUACAAUCCUGUAAUAGGAUCUCAAACCAAUAGGUGUGCCUUUCUAGAUAAACCUAGUUUAUUUUAAAACAAAAUAAACCCAUCGAUGCUUCCUUCUUUGCUACAUUUUACUAAGUCAUGUAGCUCAUAUCAAUAGCCAUGCCAAGAAAAGUAAUUAUAAUUCUAUUUUUAUUUGUAAGUUGACAGUUUCUUUGUAUUGGGGAUUAUUAGUAC